AGCAGGAAUAAGGUUCCAUGAAAAAACAACCUUAUUUCUGAACGUUUUCUUUUGGAUCGUCAGCGUGACCAUUGCGGUUUGUUACAUUUGCAUUGUUAAUAAAGUUAUCCAAUCUUACAGGAACUCUGGGAGCAACAACAGCCAGGGCAAGCAAAAAGUCAAACUGCGAGUUUUUUUAGUUAUCAUUGUGUUUUUUGUUUCUUUCGGUCCGUACCACAUUGUCCGGAUCCCGUACACGUUUCAACAAGUCAGCAGUUCCUCCACGACCACUUGCUCGCAGAUUGACAUACAGAUCAAACUCGCCAAGGAACUCACUCACUGGCUUUCUACGACUAACAUCUGCAUGGACCCCCUUCUCUACGUCUUCUUGUGCCGAGAGUUCAAGGAGCAGCUGAUGGCGCUGAUGAAAAAAGUCAAUCGUUGGAUUUAACCCGCCACGCCAUUGGUCUAGACUCGUAACAAGUAGAUGUUCAUCAUUUUUACAGUACUGUCAAAUUACACAUCUAAGUUGAAAGAUUAACUGUCAAAAAAUGUUUUAUGUGCACAAAGUUACUCAUCAUUUCAUACAAAUGACUUACAACUUUCAUUUGCAUUUUCAUUGUACUCUGUUAGUUUUUGUGGUUACAACUGAAGUUGGUCAUGCAUCAAGAACGUUUGCAAGCUUUUAGAUCACAUCGCUCAACACUGUAGAGGAAUUUACAGUGAAAAUAAAUCUGCCAAACUGCUUUUACAACUUUCUGUCACUUCAAUUUCCUUGAAGCGUUGUAAAAAAAAAAAAAAAAAAAAAUCAAAUAAACAUUAGACAUGACAGCUUUUCACUGUGGGUUUGUUGCUCUUAUUUCUGGUAUGUUCAGUGCAUCAAGCUCAUGCAUGUACUGGCAACCCUGUGGGUGUCAAACCACAAGUCUACUUACUGUACCAUUUAGCAUGGGCCUACUUUGCAAACAAACAUGCUGAAUUGGGGCUUGAUUGUGGUAAACACAAGCACGUCAUACAUCAGCUUCAUUAUUCCCAUUUGUACAUAUUUCUGGCUCCAAAAGAAGCUAAAUCCCACCGGAUGUCCUGUUGGAGUGUUCUCAGAAAGUACUAUUUUUACGACAAAAGUUAUGAAGGCAUCGCUUGUUCAUAUUUGAUUUCUAUGGAAGUGUGCAUUCACUGUUAGGACAUUAGGCAGCUGCUGAGACCCAAAACUAAAAAACAACUUUACAAGUGGGACAUAUUGACCCCAUUGUGGCUUGACCACAUUAGGUUCUCUAGUGGGUUGUUGACUGUUAUUAAAUUGUGCAAACAGAUUUUAAAAAAAAAGAUUUUUAUCUGAAAUGGGGUGCAUUUGCAGGAGGUCUUUGCAUGGUAGUUAAGACAAAAAAAAAAAAAAAUAUAGGCCUUCGCAUAUCAACAACCACAGAAACUGACUAAAGUUAGCAGAGGUAGAAGGACUGGCACAGAGCAAAGAAAGCCUCCCAGUUGACAAUUAGAACAGGAAGCGAGGAAGGAAGGGGUUUUUCACCCAGAGGAAGGCUGGCAAACUUAUUGGGGUUGUGACAAGACAGCCACACAGUAGCUGCAGAGACCACCCAUUGUAAUAGAUUCCAAACACACAUACACAAAGAGCACACUCUUAAAUUCAGAGAGAGCUGAGGGGAAACUUUAAAACAGGCAGAGUUGCUGUUUUUUUGUGUGUCUAAAGUCAUAUUAGAGACAAGAAUAAUUUUUUGGGGGAUUUUUUUUUUUUAAAACUUUCUCCAUGUUUUUUUAUUUAUUUUUUUUUUCGUGACUUGACUUGUCCAAAAGGAGAAAAGGGAAUUGAAUAUUCCACCACUUCCUUUUUCUCUCUCUCUUGCUCUGUUUUUUAAUACUGUGGGUUUCUUUUGAAUUUGUGUCACUUUUGUUGGUUCAGGUUACCAUCCGGCUUACAAUAAAGUCUCACGCCUUUGACCUAAAGGGUGUUUUAGACUUUGGUGAACCACAAAGAACCACAAAGGAGAAGAUGAACGGCACCUUGCCUAACGGGUCUUUCAAGUGUGAUAAGGACACACGUGUGACAUCGGUGGUGUUCCCGUGCCUGUACAGCAUCCUUUUCAUCGUGGCUCUCGUUCUGAAUUCCAUGGCUGCGUGGGUCUUCUUUAAGAUCCCAAACACCUCGACGUUUGUGGUCUUUCUGAAGAAUGUGGUGGUGGCCGAUUUGCUGAUGACCCUGACCGUUCCAGUGAAGAUCCUGAGCGACGCAGGAGUGGGCCCCUGGCAGCUGCGUGCCUUUUACUGCCGAUACUCUGCCGUUCUCUUCUACAUCACCAUGUACAUCAGCAUCCUGCUGCUGGGCCUCAUCAGUCUGGACCGCUACCUAAAAAUCGUUAGGCCCUUCGGGAAGUGUGUCCUCCAGCGGGUUCGUGUCGGUCAGCUGGUGUGUGCAGCUGUUUGGAUGCUGAUGCUGUCUUUGGCGCUCCCCAACGUCAUCCUCAGCAAUAAGCUGCCACAUAUCUUGGAUAACAAAUUCAAGUGCUCCUCCAUGAAGGGCGAACCAGGCCUACAUUGGCAUGAAAGAUUCAACUACUUCUGUCAGGUUGUCUUUUGGGGGACACUUGCCUUGAUGGUGGUUUGCUACACAUUCAUCAGCAAGAAGGUUUAUGAGUCAUACAAAGCCUCAAAGAGCAAGUCCCAAGCAGCCCGCCGCAGAACCAAAGCGAAGGUCUUUGUAGUGGUGGGGGUGUUUGUCAUCUGCUUUGCACCUUUUCAUUUGGCUCGCGUACCGUACACUCUGACUCAAACCAGGGACCUGAAGAUUCAUUGUCACGCAAAGCAUGCGCUGUACAUUGCAAAAGAAACCACUCUCUGGCUGUCAGCCACCAAUGUGUGCUUGGACCCACUUAUUUAUGUUUUCUUGUGUAAGGUGUUCCGGAAAAGACUGACAAACACAAUCUGUAAAACCACUGUGGACUCUCCAACAGCAACAUCCACACAGCUGCAGAUGCUACAAAUCAACCACACAGUUACACUUUCACACAACGGAGUGUCAUCGUUACCCUCUGAACACAGUGAAUAAUUCUACACGAUUGUGCAAAAUCAUCAUGACAGACUGUUUUCUCUAAAUAAAAAGUUUGCAAGUCUUGUAUAUAUUCCAAAAAUAAAAAAACAAGCUUUUUGAGUUUAAGGGAAUACAGAAUGAAAGAAAAAGGAAAAAUGCAGUUGUAAUUCAUUUUUAUGCAACCUAUUAUUACUAUUUUUGUUCCAAGGAAGUGCUUUUGUCCACUGUUUGCUAACUCAUGCAGCACAUUUCCUUAUUUUGCUUACUGUCAUUUCGUACAUCCUGCCCUCUAAUCUUGUACAAACUGUGUUUUUCCUUUGCAAAACUUUGGGUACAGAGUGACCAUCUUGACGCGGGUAAUUUCCCUCUGAUUACUUCUGUCUGAUGGGAAAUGACAGCAAAGAAAAAAAAGGCUGCAGCGGCAGCUAUUUAAAUUUCUGUAAAUAUUUUAACAGGUAUUGUUACUAUUAUAAUUAAUAAAAUAUAUUUUUUCUUUUGUUAAAACUGUAUUAUAGUCAUUUUUGUAUUUUAAAUGUGCUGUCAUUUUAAUAAACAGUCAUUACUAAACA
This is a messenger RNA of Oryzias melastigma (Indian medaka), 3591 nucleotides long. RefSeq names its product P2Y purinoceptor 13. Gene Ontology annotation, biological process: negative regulation of adenylate cyclase activity; G protein-coupled receptor signaling pathway. The record is from RefSeq and is a predicted model, not a curated record. Gene Ontology annotation, molecular function: G protein-coupled purinergic nucleotide receptor activity. Lineage: Eukaryota; Metazoa; Chordata; Actinopteri; Beloniformes; Adrianichthyidae. Gene Ontology annotation, cellular component: membrane. The transcript is spliced from 4 exons. The coding region runs from base 1988 to 3040 and encodes 350 amino acids.